This is a messenger RNA of Diabrotica balteata, 948 nucleotides long. Lineage: Eukaryota; Metazoa; Arthropoda; Insecta; Coleoptera; Chrysomelidae. The record is from the annotation of a GenBank genome assembly.
UAUCCAAGUAAUUAUAAAUGGUAAUUAGAUUUGGUACUAUCAAUAUUUGCUAAGAUGAGUUAACAAAUAUUUUGGCAAGUGGCUAUUGCUAAAAUGGCAGAUUAUGAAAAACAAUUUCAAGAAGACCUGGAAAGAGCACAGGCUCUAAGUUUAGAAUCUUUGGCAUUGGAGCAGUUUAAAACUAAAAAGUUACAGGAAUUAAAUAGAUCUGCUACAACCAUCAAUGUUUCCACUAGGCCUAAACUUACAUCAGUUACCCGUGCUGCAUCUAUGAAUGAAACAGAUUCUGGUCAGAUAAGAUAUGAUAGACAGCAAAGUAAAUCAAGACCAAGACCAGGAGUACAAUCCAGUUCCGGCAAUUCACUUCUGGCACCGCCACCAUCAUCGCAACGUAAAAAUAGCACCUCAAAUGAUCCAGAUACUCCAGAUUUAAUUUCGUUCUCUAGUCCACCAGCUACAACAUCUACAUCCAAUGACAUCAUUGAUUUUUGCAAGCAACAAAAUUAUAACCAACAGCUGGUACUAUCCUCUUCAAUGUUACAACAGCAACCAUCCCACUUUAAAUUUUGGCCCCAAAUGGCUAUGACGCCUCCAACACCAACAUUUGCAUCGAACAUCCCACAUCCUCCUCAAGGUCUGAUAUACCCUAACGGAAGUUACUAUCCCCCAAUAAAUAGAGUACAGUAUUCCUUGAAUAAUACAAACAGUCCCGUUGUUCCGCCUACUCCUUGGACUAGUGCGUCCACACCAUCCAGUAUUAACGCGAGAACUCCAAGCUCUGUAGGAUCACAAUUAUCUUCAGCUGCAUCGACACCUAAUUCUGGCAUCAGUACACCCGUCCAACAGCAUAGUCCUUCCCCCAAUAUUGGAAGUUCUCUACAUAGACCAUCAUCCAUUCCACAAAUGCAGGUAAGAAUUUAUGCUGAUUUAUUUGUUAGAUCGCAAUAA